AUGGACGACCAGAAGCAGCUGUUUCUGUUUGCAUUCCCGAUACCGCUUAAUGAGGAUCGCUUAAUCGAUCGAAUCAAAGAAGCAUCGAGUGCUCGCAACCAACAUGGAGCCGUAACAACUGUGGCACUUGCCAGCGUCGAUGCGAACAGUAUUGUGCAAUGUGGUCGUGUUGCGCGAUUGAAGUAUACGCUGACAACAGCACCAAAGGAGGAUGGCAGUGGCGGCAGCGACGAUAAAAGCUGUGGUGGACCGGGCGGAAAUGCAGGCGGAGGAAGUGGUGGCCCAGGUGGAACUGCUGCUACUGCUGCUGCAGCAGCAGGUGCUAGUGGAGGUGGUAGCGGUGGCUCAGGCAAUCAACCAGGAGGGGUGCUGAGUCGUGGCGCAAAAAUCAGACGGGUAAUGAUGACGGCACGAAGGACGGGCGAACGUGCCGGUGUGAUCGUGGACCGAAGUAGGCCGCUGGUGCCGGCCAGUGCCAUCCCCGAAGAUCUCAUUGCUCAAGCCCAGGUUGUUUUACAAGGUAAAUCACGGGACGUUAUUGUACGCGAGCUUCAGCGAACGAAUUUGAAUGUGAAUGAAGCCGUGAACAAUCUGCUUAGCCGGGAUGAUGAAGAAGGC
This is a messenger RNA of Gongylonema pulchrum, 618 nucleotides long. The record is from the annotation of a GenBank genome assembly. Lineage: Eukaryota; Metazoa; Nematoda; Chromadorea; Rhabditida; Gongylonematidae.